ACACAAGGAGCAACGGUAGUUGGCGCAUGGCUAUGACCAUAAGGAAGCGAUGUUGGUUUAUUGAACUUGAAUCCGAAUUCGAAAACAUUUGCGAGAGUUGUUUUUGGUAUUUGGCAGCGGAAACGAAACACGUAAGACGCAAACUUUCUGGCCAUGCAAAGGGCAACUUUGAAUUUAAUCGAGAAACCGACGAGCAUCGCGAGAUCGCAAAUUUGACAAUCGCAAGAAGACUUGACGAAAGACAUGCUGAAUAACCUUCAACGAGCAUUUAAAUUUUCAUUCGGAUAGAAUUGAGGUUGAAGGAUGGCUGGUAACUUUUGGCACAGCUCGCAUCACCAGCAAUGGUUGUUGGACAAGCAAGACUUGGUCAGAGAAAGGCAGCACGAUCUGUCUGUUUUGACCGAAGAGGAGUACCAAAAGUUGUUUAUAUUUUUUGCUAAUUUAAUUCAGGUACUGGGUGAGCAGCUCAAGUUGAGGCAGCAAGUAAUCGCUACUGCUACCGUUUACUUUAAAAGAUUCUACGCCCGCAAUAGUGUCAAAUGCAUCGAUCCGUUAUUAUUGGCACCGACGUCUGUUUUCUUAGCCUCGAAAGUUGAAGAAUUUGGUAUUAUUUCUAAUACUAGACUGAUAACAACUUGUCAAACAGUUGUUAAAAACAAAUUUAACUAUGCUUAUUCGCAAGAAUUUCCAUAUAGAACGAAUCACAUAUUAGAAUGUGAAUUUUAUUUACUAGAGCAUCUUGAUUGUUGUUUGAUCGUUUACCAGCCCUAUCGACCAUUGUUGACAUUGAUUCAGGAUGUAGGUCCCGAUGAUCAAUUACUUACUUUAGCAUGGCGAAUUAUCAAUGACAGUCUACGCACCGACGUUUGUUUACUUUAUCCUCCUUAUCAAAUAGCAAUUGGUUGCCUACAAAUUGCGUGCGUGAUACUGCAAAAAGAUCUCAAAUCAUGGUUUGCUGAACUAAAUGCGGAUAUGGAAAAAAUUCAAGAAAUCGCUAGGUACAUAAUUAACUUAUACGAACUGUGGAAAACGUACGAUGAAAAAAAAGAGAUCCAAGCUUUAUUGAAUAAAAUGCCAAAACCAAAACCACAACGAUAAU
Ceratosolen solmsi marchali is the source of this 1099-nucleotide messenger RNA. RefSeq names its product cyclin C (gene CycC). NCBI's taxonomy places the organism in Eukaryota, Metazoa, Arthropoda, Insecta, Hymenoptera, Agaonidae. The record is from RefSeq and is a predicted model, not a curated record. Gene Ontology annotation, biological process: regulation of transcription by RNA polymerase II. Bases 304 to 1098 code for a protein of 264 amino acids. The transcript has 5 exons. Gene Ontology annotation, molecular function: cyclin-dependent protein serine/threonine kinase regulator activity.